GCUAACCGCCUCGCCACUGAGAAGCAGAAGCUCCGCUGUGGUCAGCAGGUCCGCGCCUCCGCGCUGUUACAGUGUUGUUGGAGGAGCCGAACAGGAGCUGCUCUCAUCGAGAAAGGAAUGGCGUCCUGCUGCGAGUGUUCAGCUGCCCCACAUGUCCACUUUCCUACAUCCACUAGCUCCAGAAACUCAGCAGGAGAUCCAUAAGGAAUACGUUAGACUGUUUAAACUAGACAAAAUUAAAUGUUAGAGUAUGGCGUCCAGAAGAACCUCCAGUACAAAGAAAACAACCUCCGGUUCUCUCCACACUAGAACGUCUCACAGAGAGAUCCAGAAACAUGCAGAGAAGGAGAGAACACACCACUGCCUGGAGUGUGGGAAGAGUUUUACCCAGCAGGGCCACCUCAGAGAACAUCAGCGCAUUCACACUGGAGAGAAACCGUAUCAGUGCUCAGUGUGUGGGAAGAGCUUCACUCAGCAGAGUCACCUGAAGGGACACCAGCACAUUCACACGGGAGAGAAACCGUAUCGCUGCUCGAUGUGCAUGAAAAGCUUUACUCGCCACAAUUAUCUGCUCAUACACCAGCGCGUUCACACGGGGGAGAAGCCGUAUCAGUGCUCCGAGUGCGGGAAGAGCUUCAUUCGGCUCAGUUACUUACAGACACACCAGCUCAACCACACAGGAGAGAUGCCCUAUCAGUGUUCAGACUGCGGAAAAGGUUUCAGCGAAAAGAGCAACCUUAAAAAACACCACCUCAUCCACACAGGAGAGAAGCCGUACUGCUGCUCAGAGUGCGGGAACAGGUUUCGAUACGGAGACACUCUCCGAAAACACCAGCGCAUCCACACCGGAGAGAAGCCGUUUCAGUGCCCCGACUGUGGGAAGAGGUUCACUCAGAAGAGCCACCUGAGAACCCACCAGCGCAUCCACACCGCGGAGAAGCCGUAUCAGUGCUCAGAGUGCGGGAAGAUCUUUACCGUAAAGAGUUACCUCCAACAACACCAGCGCAUCCACACCGGAGAGAAACCGCAUCACUGCUCGGACUGCGGGAAGAGCUUCACUCUGAAGAGUCAGCUCCAAAGACACCAGCGUAUCCACACCGGAGAGAAACCCUAUUACUGCUCAGACUGUGGCCGGAGCUUCCGGCAUUUGAUUACUCUACAGCGUCACAAGUGCGUUAUGAAGGAGGAGGAAACGCAUUGUGUGAGUAUGCUGUCCAAGAGAAGCUCCAGCUCUCUGAAGACAUCUUCUGAUACUCUCAACACUAAGACAUCUUACAGACAAAGGAAGAAGAAUGCAGGCAAGGAGAGAAAUCACCACUGCGUAGAGUGUGGGAAGAGUUUUACUCAGCAGAGUAUUCUCAGAAUACACCAGCGCAUUCACACAGCUGAGAAACCGUUUCAUUGCUCACAGUGUGGAACAAGUUUUAACCAACUGAACCAUCUCCAAACACACCAGCGCAUUCACACAGGAGAGAAACCUUUUCACUGUUCAGACUGCGGGAAGAGCUUUACUACACUUGGUAGUCUCCAAAGACACCAGCGCAUCCACACAGGAGAGAAACCGUAUCACUGCUUUGACUGUGGGAAAUGUUUUAAUGAUGCAUGUAAUCUCCAACGACACCAGCGCACCCACACAGGAGAGAAACCGUAUUACUGCUCAGAGUGUGGAAGGAGUUUUACUCGACAUAAACAUCUACAAGAACACCAGUACAUCCACACAGGAGAGAAGCCGUUUCACUGCUCAGACUGCGGGAAGAGAUUUAGUCACCUGAGUCCUUUCCGAAUGCAUCAGCGCCUUCACACAGGGCAAAAAUCAUUUCACUGCUCGGACUGUGGAAAAGGCUUUACUACCAACGGUAGUCUCCAGAGACACCAGCGCAUUCACACAGGAGAGAGACCGUAUCAGUGCUCGGACUGUGGGCGGAGUUUUAACGAUGCAUGUAAUCUCCAAAGACACCAGUACAUCCACAGAAACCAAGAGAAACCGUUCCACUGCUCAGAGUGCGGGAAGAGAUUUACUCACCUCGGUCCUUUCCAAAUACACCAGCGCAUUCACACAGGAGAGAAACCGUAUCAGUGCUCAGACUGUGGGAAGAGCUUCAACCACCUGAGUCAUCUCAGAACCCACCAGCGCAUCCACACCGGAGAGAAACCCUUUCAUUGUUCGCACUGCGGUAAGAGUUUCAGCGAAAGCAGCAAUCUCAGAAGACACGGCCGCGUUCACACGGGAGAAAAACCGUACCGCUGCUCAGAGUGUGGAACCGGAUUUGUUACACAGGGUCAUCUUGAAACACACCAGUGCAUUCGGACCAGAGAGAAACUGUAUUACUGCUCAGACUGUGGGAAGAGCUUUACUACGCAUGGUAGUUUCCAAAGACACCAGCGCAUCCACACUGGAGAGAAGCCCUAUCAGUGCUCUCAGUGUGGACGGAACUUCAGGUAUUCACGCACUUUAAAGUCACACAGGUGUCCUCAGAGAGAUGUGGAAGUUCAAAACAUAAGUGUGUUGCAUCAAAAGGCCAGCAGCUCCACGUUUGUUUAUUUGCAUCUCCUAGUAGGGAGAACGCGUGAGUUCCGUGAGUUCCGUGAGUUCCGUGAGUUCUGUGAGUUCCUCCAGGUGGGGGCGCUAACUGUAUCAGUGAUCUUCUCCAAGCCCAGUAAAGCGGAGAAGCAGAAGCUCCGCUGUGGUCAGCAGGUCCGCGCCGCUACAGUGUUGUUGGAGGAGCCGAACAGGAGCUGCUCUCAUCGAGGAGUGCUGUCUAGUUGCAUUUCUCUCCUGUUGCUGGCGUCCACUUUCCUUCGUGUCAAGCAGUUGAAGGGAGGUCAAACGAAGUGUGAGAGUAUGGUGUCCAAAAGAAGCUGGAGGACUCCGAAAACAUCCUCUGGUUCUCUUCACACUAAGACAUCUCACAGACAAGCUGAGAAACACGCAGGCAAGGAGAGAAAUCACCACUGCCUGGACUGUGGUAGGAGUUUUACUCAGCAGAGUAUUCUCAGAGUACACCAGCGCAUUCACACGGGAGAGAAACCCUAUCAGUGCUCAGACUGUGGGAAGAGCUUUAAUCGACAGAAUCAUCUCCAAACACACCAGCGCAUUCACACUGGAGAGAAACCGUAUCCCUGCUCAGACUGUGGAAAGAGUUUUACCACACACAGUAGUCUCCUGAGACACCAGCGCAUCCACAAAGAAGAGAAACCGUAUUGCUGUUCCGACUGUGGGAAGAGCUUUUGUACUGGAGACACUCUCCGAAUACACCAGCGCAUUCACACAGGGGAGAAACCCUUUCACUGCUCAGAGUGCGGGAAGAGUUUUAAUCAGCAGAGCCAUUUCAAAGCACAUCAGCGCAUCCACACAGGAGAGAAGCCGUAUCAGUGCUCAGAGUGCGGGAAGAGCUUUACGUUAAGGAGUUAUCUCCAGCUCCACCAGCGCAUUCACACUGGAGAAAAACCCCAUCGUUGCUCAGACUGCGGGAGGAGUUUUAAUCAAAUGGGUCAUCUCCAAAUACACCAGCGCAUCCACACCGGAGAGAAACCGUAUUACUGCUCUGACUGUGGAUGGAGCUUCAGACAUUCCAUUUCUUUAAAGCAUCAUAAGUGCACUAUGAACGAGGAGAACAGUCACAACACAUAAAUUUUCUCCAGCAGUUUAAGCGUAGAUGAAUGUAUAUGUAUGUAUCGGGGGAGGAACAAUACCGGUACCGUAACCUUAAGUGGCUGGGAUACCGAAACCCAACUGGUAUCAUCUUUUUCCUCACGUAAGACCUCUUGGGAAGGGAUUUUCCAUGAGCAGGUGGGGUUAUACCAAUUUACCUCCGGACGUCUGUACUGUUAAUGAGUGAUUCGCCUGGGAGAAGUAAUCUCAGUAUAAAUGACGGAGAUGGGAGUGGCUACUCCAUUUGUGCUCUCUAUUUACUCCAGAAAAGAUGUUACUCUAACUAUUUACUUUUCUGUCUUUAGUGAAUGCAGUGCAGCGUUAGCCUCGCAGUAGCCUGAAUUCACAACCAACGCGUGAAAACAAACUUUUUCCUGUAAUUUUUAUGUUCAGAAUUUUACGAGUGAGGCAGCACAGUAACAUCUCAGUCUGGUUUUAGCCACAGAGACCAAUAAGGCUAAGGUCAGCUUUCUAAUGUUGGAGAUAAAAGACCCUUCUUCUGCUGAUCUCGUGGUGCCUCAAGUCUGGGGAGAUGGAGUUUAACAGACUCAGCUUUAUUCACAAAGACACAGAGUUUAUAUAUCUCCCACUUGGCUCAGGGCCCACACCUUAGGCAGGUGUUGGCACAAAAAACAUGAACAGACAGUAUAUGACAAAAUGUUCUGGAACCCAUGGAACUUCCCAUUCAGGCCUCAAGGCCGAAGCCCUCAGUCUCUCCUUGAUAAAAGCAACUCAGCAUAUCUUUAAACAAAAAUGAGAAACACACUCCGCUUUCAGUGAUUAUUGCGGAGUCAUAGUGAAAUAGCAAAGCUGACACGGCUAUGCACUCUAACACUUUCAACCAGCUUCCUGUUAGAAUUUUCCCAUUAAAUGAUUUUCACAUUCCGGCAUCAAAUUAACCACCACCCCAUUUCAGGAGGAACAGGAAAAUUUGAACAAGAAAAUUCAGCUUCAUCUGAGAACACAUGUAAAUGCUUUUUUGAGUCUCUCAGUAGUUGAGAAAGCCCAUUUCCACAGGAUGUGGUGGCAUGUCGAUUCAUAUGGGAUUCAUAUGACCUGAUCUUAUUUUUAUGGCUCAUUUUAUAGACGGUAAAAGACGACAAAAUCUUUACUGAGGCAGGAGUGAACUAUUGGUAAAAAUGACUGACAUGGCACAUUCGGACAGGACUGAAAUUACUGAGAAACACUGGUAAUAAUUACAUUACAUGACCUUAUUUUCUCAUAAUAAAUGAAUCCCAUUUUAAUAUGGCUUUAAACUAUGAAGCUGUUAAUAAUGCAUUUAUCUGGAUGCACUUUGUUUAACCCAGCCAUCUUAAUGUCACAGUCAAACUGUGAAACAAGUAUUCUCCUCCCCCAAACGAAUAAACAGCCUACAACUUGACUCUGUUAUGCAGUACUGCUAUAAUUCAUACUUGAGUUACAGGGCUGGCAAAAAUUGAUUUCUGAACACAGGUUAAAACCGGUUAAGUUCGAUAUUCAAACAUGGGUUCAAAUUUUAAAAAUUACGCAUUAUGUACAUAUGAGGACAAACCAAUACAACAGAUUUAUUUCCCCCUCAAAUUCACGUUCCCCUCUGUGAACAGCGUCUACAGGAGCAGCAUCCACUAAGCAGAAAUCUACCCAAACAACACUGCAGAUACAGAAGGUGAAAAAGGUUCAAGAAAGUUGUGGAGCUGUAUGCCCUCCUCGUUAUAUGAUUGUCUUUAACAGCUGAUAAUUGUGAAUUUAUGGUUAUAUGUGAAGAUAUUCAUAACGACAGCAUAGUCUCCCUUCAGGACGGUACUCAUUUACAUUUUACAUUUACGGCAUUUGACAGACGCUCUUAUCCAGAGCGACUUACAGUGUGAUCAUUUUACACAGGCAGGCAAAGGAGUCUUGCCCAAGGACUCUUAUUGGUACAGUGUAGGGUGGUUACCCAGGCAGGGAUUGAAGCCCAGUCUACAGCGUAGAAGGCAGCGGUGUUACCCGCUACACUAACCAACCCACCAUACUCGUAGGAGACCUAUGGGUGUAUUGAUGAGCAGCAAACUAACAACAGCAAAUUGGAAACAAGAUGUAAAGUAGCUGCAAUAUAAGAGCGAAAAGCUACAAUCAGACAGAAGGUAGAAUCAUUAGCUGUAUGUAUGAUGCGCACAAACCCUCUCCAAAAAUUUCACUGUUGAUAAGACACAAAUAGAAAGUCACUUGCUAAUCCUUUUUGAGCUGUAUACAAUUGAAGAGAGUACACAUACAUGAUAUUUAAUGUUUCAACUAGUUAAUUAACUAGUUAACUAAGUUUGAUUCUUGCAACAUAUUCAAGAAAUUUGAGACAGGAGCACGUUUGUGAACUGAGGACACCGGUUGUUGGAGUUAUGAAAGAUUAAAAAUGAUUUAGACCUUCUAUGCAGGACAUUAAUCUGGAUGGUCUGAGGGUGGUUCAGCCGUGGCAAACAGUCAGCAGGCAGCCACCGUAUGGAACCAGUGGACCGAUAUAUGCUUACAAUAUAUGUAGGUAGCCACUGUUUAGCCCAGUUUUUCUAAGGUGAUGUGGCAAAGGAAUGUGAAAAUGUCCACUCACGAUAUUUUGGGUUUUGUGACAAACAAAACAAACAUAUUCCUUAGUUUUAAAAAAUCACGCUUGGGGUGUGUUUAAUCUGACAUUUGUGCUCCGCGGGUGUUUUUGGUUGGUGGCCGUGUUAACUCAGUUAGGAAAAACUCAGCCCAAUGCCAGAUUAAACAUACUGUAGCCAUGCUGAUUAACACCCAGUCAUUUUCCAUAUGUGAUUGUCAAUGUCUACAUUAUAUCAAGUUAAACUAGCCUUAAAAGUUGUGAGUUUUCUUUACAUGCAACUUAUAAGUACAAUGUUAGAUGUUUUGUGAUGCCUCUUAUGUUUUAUGUAAGUUUGUUUUACCCCGUAAUGGCUGAUAGAAUUAUUGUUCAGGCAGCUGCAAAUAUAUUUGCAUUAACUAGAAAUAAGCAUGUGAAGUGAGUAUCUUCCAAAAAUUUCUGUGUUUUGUACUUUUAUACUUUACAGUUUUACAUUUGAUUGUGCACCUACAGCCUUGCUUCAAACAUCUCACUGUACUUUUAUAGUGUAAAGUCUCACCUUUUUUACCUCUCACCUGUUUGCAUUACUUGCAAAGUUGAAAUCAUUAAAUAAAAAAUAUAUAUCAGGA
Messenger RNA from Pygocentrus nattereri (red-bellied piranha), 6808 nucleotides. RefSeq names its product zinc finger protein 420-like. NCBI's taxonomy places the organism in Eukaryota, Metazoa, Chordata, Actinopteri, Characiformes, Serrasalmidae. The transcript is spliced from 6 exons. Gene Ontology annotation, molecular function: DNA-binding transcription factor activity, RNA polymerase II-specific; RNA polymerase II cis-regulatory region sequence-specific DNA binding. Gene Ontology annotation, biological process: regulation of transcription by RNA polymerase II. Bases 251 to 3631 code for a protein of 1126 amino acids. The record is from RefSeq and is a predicted model, not a curated record.